UCUUUCCAAAGAAGUACUGGAAGCUCAGAUCCUUCUUAUUCUUUUUCCUUCGACGCUGGUGAUCACUCACGUUCUGAGUCUGCUGACGCUAACCUCAAUGUUGAUGGAAAAUUUUCUUUCGUGGCUGACGACGGUGUCAGACGCAGUGUCACUUACGAAGCUGGAAGUGACACGGGAUUCCUGGCUCGAGGCGAUCACCUUCCACGAGCACCACAGUCACACUCCGAGUCUCAAACUACAUCAUCUGCAUUUUCAUCAUCACAAACCCCUUACCGCAGUCCAUCAGCGUCCCUACCUUCUUCCGUCUCAAGCACCCCAACUUUCUCUCGCUCACCAUCUGCUCCACGUCUUCCCGGCUUCACAAGCUCACAAACUCAGUACAGCUCCCCGUCCUCACGUCCCUCAGCACGCCCAUACACAGGUCAGUUCGAACCUGCCAAUACUCGCAGCCAACAGUCACCUGACGGAAGUUAUUCAUUUGCUUACGAAACGUCCAGUCACUCACGAGCAGAAUCAGGUGACAGAGACAACAACGUGGUGGGAAACUUCGACUUUGUUGCUGAUGAUGGACAGCGACGAGCUAUUGAAUAUGAAGCUGGGUCCCGUACAGGAUUUAUUGCUAAGGGUGAUCACAUUCCUGUAGGACCCGCGGUUCCAGGAGCACCCUCCGGUCAACCAACAGGUAGAAUCGUCCCUGUUCAAGAGGUCCCCUUCGUCGACCCUCUCGCUGACUCCAACGCUGAUGCCUCCUAUAACUUCGCCUUUGACUCGGAGCAAUAUUCACGCUCAGAGAGCGCAGACGCCGACGGCAAUAUCCGUGGCACUUACACAGUGGUAGACGAUGACGGCACUCGACGCACUCACCGAUUCCGGGCAGGUGAGGGCAUCGGCUUUGAAACUGAGGAAGUGUCAACUUCACGUGGUCCUCCUCCAUCUCGCUCUCCAUCAUCUGCCACCUUCCGCAGCCCAGCGGCCCCCGGCACAGCGGUGUCAUCUUCUACUUCCUUCACUGCACAACCUCAAGGCAGUUUCCCGUCUCCCUCCACUAGAACUGCCUCAACAAGGUCCUCAUCAUCUUCCUUCUCGCCAUCGGCAACAGGCACCAGGCCGGACGCCUCUAACUUCCAGCUUCGCCAGUACGAUGCGUCAGAGAACCGUGGUAAAUAUGGUUAUGUACUGACAUUUGACAAUUAACUAAAACAAUACAAAAGGCUUACCGCUGCUUCUUCUGAUUUAAGAAGAAAUUUGUGAAAACAUCUCACACUUAAAACAAGUUAAUUACAAACUGUUAUCUGCCAAUGCCUAUAAAGUUAUAUCUGUACAUAUAUAUAUUUACGAAUGAACAAGUUGCAUUACAAAAAAUACAAAAAAAUAUGGACUACGAGGUAUAAUGUCAUACUUCAUGUAACAUUUGUUGUCCCUUUAAUCGCGCAGUAAAAAUCUAUAAAAAUAAAUGUUAAUAUGUGCAUUAUUGUCCCCCAAAAAUUAUGAAUUAUCAGAGGCAGUAAACAUGCCUGUUUGAGAUCCUGUCAGGGUAGACCAGCUUAGGACCAUGGCAGUAAGUGUGGAUAUGAGUCUCCCCUUUUAUCUUCUAAAUGCCACAUUAUGUCUAAGAAUUAAAAUAUAAUAAAGAGGUAAACACCU
Molecule: messenger RNA, 1644 nt
Organism: Homarus americanus (American lobster)
Lineage: Eukaryota; Metazoa; Arthropoda; Malacostraca; Decapoda; Nephropidae
Exons: 1
Cellular component (GO): chitin-based extracellular matrix
Molecular function (GO): structural constituent of chitin-based larval cuticle
Source: RefSeq, a predicted model, not a curated record